AUGUCGGUUCGCAGCAUGGUCAUAGGGGCCGUUGAUGCCCUCGAAUACGAAGGCUCCGCCAGGCAACAGUAUGGCCUUGCAUUCACCAUGCAAGUUGCCGACGCCUACGGCUGGGUUAGACGCCAGGAGCGAGAAACGCACAUUGACAGCGCAGCAACACGGGGUUGCACACUCACAAGCUCAGCUGCACCUGGCACAAGCAAAAACCCGUUGGUCUGGUUACUUGCUAGUACCAACCGGACCUCGCAGCCGCCAACCCCGGGUCUAGUUAUCGAGGGGUUCACAGAUGUCUCGCAUCCACCGCUUCCUCGCGCUCUGUCGGCAAGCCACCAACAAGACGGCAUGACGGGCCUUCCACGCGUUCACGGGCCACCAGCCGGCCUGAAACCGACGACAGCAAGGCCAACGCCCCACCACUUUCACCAACCGGGAUCGCUCAAGCCGCGCGAGGCGACGCCAUCUCCAGCAAUGUUGAUCCCCGUUGCUUGGUACAGGCAUCAUGGCAAGCUCAGCCGGGAUUGUCCAGUGGCUAAUGCAGUGGCUAAUGGCUACGGCAAGGCAACUUCUCCACAUAAUCAGGUGGUUCAGCGCCAAGUGCACGUCCGAUGA
Messenger RNA from Purpureocillium takamizusanense, 609 nucleotides. RefSeq lists its product as uncharacterized. NCBI's taxonomy places the organism in Eukaryota, Fungi, Ascomycota, Sordariomycetes, Hypocreales, Ophiocordycipitaceae. The record is from RefSeq and is a predicted model, not a curated record. The transcript has a single exon. Bases 1 to 609 code for a protein of 202 amino acids.